AUGCCGAGGAUAGCACAGCCACAACGAAACUCUGCUGGACCAUGGAGCAGGCUCGAAAAUCAAAAAACACACCUUAAAAAUCUUUGUCUGCAAUACCAGCUGUAUCUUCUUCUGAACAGCCAUAUUCUCGGCCUUUUAAAGAAUGAGAAAGGACUAACCAUCUUCUUCCUGUGUACUUAUUUACCGAAGACAGCAGCUGGUCAUUGCAAGUGGGCAGAAGUUCUAAAGGAUUUGGAGCAGAUCAAAACAUCUGAAGACAUUGAUGUCAGUUUAUACACUGCAAACGCAGAUGAGGAUACGGAAUGUCAAGAACUUGUAAUGAGAUGCUUCUUCUUAGAGAUGAAAGUGAUUCUUCAUGAAUGUUAUAUAACAAAUUGUAGUAAAACACAAGAUGUAUUCAACAUUUUGAAAAAUGGAAAUGCAAGCUUUGAAAAUAAACAGGUGAAUUCCACAACAUCAAAAAAAUGCAAAGAAUGUGAGGAAUAUGAAGAAAAAAAUUUUACAGAAUUUAUACAGAAUUUUGUAAAGGUUAUACAGAGGGACUGCAAAUAGUACCCUGACCAAGAUGCUGGAAACCAAGAGAAUUCAAGGAA
Tinamus guttatus (white-throated tinamou) is the source of this 593-nucleotide messenger RNA. RefSeq names its product interleukin 15 (gene IL15). Gene Ontology annotation, biological process: positive regulation of tyrosine phosphorylation of STAT protein; immune response; positive regulation of immune response. NCBI's taxonomy places the organism in Eukaryota, Metazoa, Chordata, Aves, Tinamiformes, Tinamidae. The record is from RefSeq and is a predicted model, not a curated record. Gene Ontology annotation, cellular component: extracellular region. Gene Ontology annotation, molecular function: cytokine activity; cytokine receptor binding.